GGCUGAAGGCGGUGCUAGGGAGGCUGCAGAAGGAAAAUCUCAAAGUAAAGUUGUCAAAGUGUGCCUUUUUUCAACAGGAGGUCCAUUACCUGGGUCAUGUAAUUUCUGAUAAGGGUGUCUCCACAGAUCCAAGUAAGGUAGAAGUGGUGGCCAAUUGGCAACCUCCAAGUACCAUCUCAGAGCUACGUUCGUUCUUGGGUUUUGCCAGCUACUACCGUCGGUUUGUGGAGGGAUUUGCCAAAUUGGCUGCACCACUUCAUAAACUAGUGGCUGAAAGUGGAAGCACCAAACUCAAGAAGAAACAGGACCAAGGGGUCCUGGAUCAUUGGACUGAGGUUUGUCAAAACAGUUUUGAGGCCCUAAAGAAAAAGCUUACCACUGCACCUGUCCUCGCUUAUGCUGAUUUCUCUCUUCCAUUCAUACUGGAAGUUGAUGCAAGCCAUGGGGGGCUUGGGGCUGUGCUUUCACAGGAGCAAGGAGGCAAGGUGAGACCAAUAGCCUAUGCGAGCAGAGGAUUGAGACCUCCUGAACGGAAUAUGGCCAAUUAUAGUUCUAUGAAACUAGAAUUUUUGGCACUUAAGUGGGCCAUGACUGAAAAGUUUCGGGAGUAUUUGUUAGGUCAGAAGUGUAUUGUCUACACAGACAAUAAUCCGUUAAGACACCUCUCCUCUGCUAAGCUGGGUGCUACAGAGCAGCGCUGGGCUGCGCAGCUAGCAUCUUUUGACUUUGACAUAAAGUACCGUUCAGGUAAAAGUAAUAAGAAUGCCGAUGCAUUAUCUCGCUUGCAUUCUCCUGGGGUACAGGAUUUGGAAGCUAUGCUCCCAAGUACUUUGCUUCCUAAGCCUUUGCAACAAGCCUUGGGGAAAAAUAGAACUGAAGUAACUCAGGCUGCCGAGCGUAGAAAAAAAAAUAAUGACCAGCGUGUAAAAGAUGCUCCACUGAAAGAGGGGCAGUUUGUAUUGCUUCGGCAGCUCGGUGCAAGGGGGCGCCACAAGAUCCAGGAUGUAUGGGGUUCUGUAGUGCAUAAAGUUCUCAAAGCACCUAAGGAAAGGGGCUCUGUAUACACUAUUGCACCUGUAGAUGAUGAGUUAAAGAUUAAAACUGUUCAUCGUACCAUGUUGAAACCAGUGGUUUGGACUGGGUCUCCAGUUGGGUCUGUUCUUAGUUCACCCUUACUUGAUCAGUUGCCAUCAGAGGAAGAUCUGUCAGAUGAAGGUGAUUUCUUGGUGAUGCGUGUAAGGUCGUUAUCUCCUCCCCCAGCACAGGGUGCUGUAGUGACCCAACAAACUCCUCAUCCAUGGGCUACCGUUCAACCAGAUCAAGAACUGCCUGGUCCUUCUAGGAUUCAGGGCCCUUUGGAGGUGGAGUUACCAUCACUCCCCCAACCUGCUACUAGUAGGGAAAGUGUGCGGCGAACCCAGAGAGCAACUGCAGGUCAGCACUCAAAUGUGCAUCAUCUCCCCAGACCAGCAGGGGCCCCCGAACAGCAGGUUGGGUACCUACCUGAUCCAGUAUUAAACACGGUAACAGCUGUUUUUAGACCAUGGUGUUAGCUAAAUUUUGGUUUGAUUGUCGGGGCGACAAUUCUUUUUGGGGGGGUGGAAUGUAGCAGUAUGAAGCCUGCCCCAGGAUUGAAGACACCUGGCACCUAAUCACCUGAGUGGGUGUGAGUAUAAAGGCAGACUCCCUCGCAUUCUCUUUUCAUGCCUGCAUUUGGUCACUUCAGUGGAAUGUCUGCUGGUUAACUUGCAGUGGUCAAACUCAAUCCGGAAAUGGUAAGUAAUGUUUCUCCUUCUGUACAAGAUCUCAAUUUGAGUUGGCUAAUUCAGAUUGUUUAAAUUUAGAAGCUGCCUGAAGCCUCCUGUUGAUACUGGGAUGUGGCAGUAAUUUACCCUUCCUAGUACAAUUUGGCAACAUCAAAAAGGGUAUGUACCUUUAUUGCACUGCACCCAUACAGUUCAACACCACAAAAUAACAAUAAAUUGUGCAUAGCUUGUAUUGACAAGUGGAUCCUUCUGCUGUGGGUCCGGAAGGGGCUCUCUGGUUGAAGUGGCGUUAUCCAGCCCUGGUCUAGAGCUGCUGCAGCCUGCUGGAAGCCCUGCUGCUUUGUUUUUGCUUUGUUUUUGCUUUGUUUUUGCUUUGUUUUUGCUUCCAGCUUGGCUGGGUGUGACUGCUGUGGUUUUUUUUUUAGACCAUAUAAUCGAACUGCUGAUUUUAAUAACUGGAUGUAUCAGCAUGCAACCUCAUUUUAGCACCCAUGUGUAAAUUGUAGUGUCUUUUCUUUGUUUUGUAUUUGGUUUGUGUAACCCCACCCUUUUGUUUCCAGGCUGGGAGCUGAAGGCAGUGGGGGGGCAUCCAGAGGGACUGGACAAGUGUGCUGUGCGAGUGACCGGUGUUGGGAUUUCUUCACGGAUUGAGUGUUUAUUCACAAGUGCUUGGGGUGAUUUAUUAAUUUGUUUAGGCCCAGUUUCCACAUGUGGCUUGCCCUCCCCUCUGCUGGUAGGCCCCAGCACUGCACUCCCUCUCCUAUUGUGCUCCUUGGAUUUUACUGGCUUUUAAAAGGAGAGAAACAAUAAAAUUAAUAAUUUUUUGUAUUAAAAAGAAGUCUUGUUCUCCUUGGGUACAAACCCAUCUAUUUCCUUGGGCGCAAUUCCCAAGGUGGCGCUGUGACACCUGCUGGCUACCCUGCUUUGAAGGGCAGAGUAGCCGCUUCUCCCACUCGUGCUGCCACAACAUCUAACUCUACAAGACACUUUUAACUCUUGCUGGAUGACUCAUUGACUGCAAUCUGCAACACAAAUCCUGUCUGGUUCACAUGUCAACUGAUGCCAGAAGAAUUGAAGUUGGAGGUAUAAUUCAUUAGCAGCUCUUUAGUUAGCCGGUGGUUGAAGUUCGUCCUUUAAUCAGUGGGUUGCCUGUUCAUUUUUGUGUUUUCAACCAUUCAGAGGUGGACUUGCUGCGGUGCUAAGGCUUGGUAUUUUGAGGUAUUAGUAUUUCUAAGUGAUACUAAAAUAAUAAUUCCAUCUUAAAAUAUAAUCCUUUGUUAAACUCUAAACAGAGAGAAUGUGCAGA
Molecule: messenger RNA, 3072 nt
Organism: Gambusia affinis (western mosquitofish)
Lineage: Eukaryota; Metazoa; Chordata; Actinopteri; Cyprinodontiformes; Poeciliidae
Exons: 2
Coding region: 537-1553 (338 amino acids)
Source: RefSeq, a predicted model, not a curated record